Leptosia nina is the source of this 2742-nucleotide messenger RNA. The record is from the annotation of a GenBank genome assembly. NCBI's taxonomy places the organism in Eukaryota, Metazoa, Arthropoda, Insecta, Lepidoptera, Pieridae.
AUGGAGGAAGGAACAGUUAUCGCGCAGGACGCGCAAACUUCUACUACGCCGGAAGUCAAGAUAGAAGAUACAAGUGCUAGUGUAGAAAAUGAACAAUUAGAUGAAAACAUUUCUAAAAUAGACACUAAAAGCGAAAGUGGUGUUGUAAUUGAAGUGUUCGAAGAUAAGGAUUCCGUUUCCAAAGAGAACUCUUUUAUUGAAAACGGUAUUUGCGAAGCCGCUGAUGAUGCGAGGUCCUUGGGUGAUUUGGACAGUCUGCCGGCAGGUGAUGAGCUAGCGUUGGGUGCGGCCGGUAGUGACAGUGGUGUCGAGGGCUGCGGCCGAGCUCUAAGCAGCGGAGGCGGUUCACGAUCCUGUGCAUCCAGCGUCGUGUCCUGCGGGUCGGGAUGUGGCUCAGAAAGUUCCUCCAUCGCCGGAGCCCCUCCAAGACCUAGACGACGUGUCAAUGUCACAGUGACUGAACCCAAAAGGAGCUCACCGAUCGGAACAUCCACCCCACGACCAACAACAGCGCCCAGAGGCCCGAACCUGGCGACCCGCGAACGCGCUAGAAGCAGAGAAAAACCUAUACCGCCAGAAAAACCGCGCCCUCUGACGCCUAAGCCAAAAAUUAGACCAACCGGCGACCUACCGAACCUCGUCAGAGAGAGUCCCGCGUUACGUGCCAAACCAACUAAAACUUCCGCAGCUAGAUGUCGAACUCCAAACUCUCCUCAAACGGAGGAAAAGAAAUGGCCAACCAAUGGUCAAAGGUUGUCCACGGUGACAGAUGUUGGUGCGACACGUAUAGCGGCUGAUAAAUAUGGUACUUUACCAAGAAGGCGAAGAGACGCGGAUCAGGAUGGUUCGCCGAAACAUGACAUCACCCCACCAUCGUCAAGACGACCCACUGUUUCUCGUUCGGUUUCAUCGAGGUCCACAACAAAGACCCGGGUUCGAAUCUACGCCGAGAAGACUUCUCAAACGGUUUUGCUUGGUACCGACAUCGAGUCAGCUCUAGCGGGGAUUGUGCCCAAUAUUGAAAGAACAGAAGUUACGCGGUGUCAUCGCGGAGUUCAAGCGAGUGCCCGAGACACUGAGACCACACGGCUGGUAGCAGCAAAGGCUGCUGCAGAAGCGGCCGCUGCGGAGGAACGCGAGAGGAGGCUGCACGCUGAAACUCAGUUAGCCGCUGAACGGACAGCAAGGCUCGCAGCGAUCGCUGAACUUGAGAGGAACUCGCAGCGGCUUUUAGAAUUAGCUGGCGCAGUCCCAGGCGCUGGCGCUGGAGCGGAAGGCUGUCUAAGAGCCCUCGAAGAGCAAUUGCGGUCCGCCGAGGAGCUAGCGACCCGACAGAGGGGGGAAAUAGAUACGCUGAGGGAGCACUGCGACAAAUUGCACGCGGAGGCAUGCAAAGCCCGCGAAAGGUCACGCGUCUUCGAAGCUCGUUUGUCGGAAGCAGAACGGGAAGCGGCUGAGAUGCAGGAUUUCCUGGCUGCGGAGACCGGUGCCCUUGGGGACUCGCUGCGAGACGCCGAAGCUGAGGUCGCAAGGCUAAACGCUGACCUGGAACGAAGACGCGGUGAAUGUCGUCAACUAGUGCGCAUGUGCGAACAGCGUCGUCAAGAAGCGCUAGCAGCAUCUGCGCGCGCCCGCUUUGCUACUGGCGCCAGUGGCGCAACUAGCGUGGGGGGCGGCGCACAUGCGAGCGCGCACGCGCUGGACGCACUUUCUCGCAAAUUACGCACGUUGACAGACGCCGUGCGCGCCGCAUAUGCACUGCCGCAGCAUGCAAUUCAACCGACUGUCUUUCAUAAUGACGUAUACAGUCGAAGCGACAGCGGCGAAACUUUAUCGCCAGAGGAGGAAUCCCGCGGUGGUCUCCUCGGUGCAGUGGUGCGUGCUUUGCGUACAGCAGCGGCGAGUACGCCCAUUGUGCCCGCACCCGCACCCGCGCCCGUACACGCAGAUGACGAUCGCUCGCACAUUUCUGACGACAAUGAUAACUCCGCCGAACUGCUCGACUCGGAGACGGAACCUUGUCUAGUAACUGAUCCAGAAUGCGCCGAAGAAUGGUGGUCUGGCGCAUGGAGCGGUGAAGAAUUGUCUCCUGAACGUGACUCUUUUGGAGAUAUAGAUAAAGAUCCCGAGUCCGGCUCUGGAUCGGAGCGCGAGUCACUCCGCAACCUGUCAGCCGCGAUAGCACAGCGUCAGCGCUCCGAGGCAGAAGCUGAGGAAGCGGCACGAGGCUCGCUGCUCGACAGAGUCGUGCUGCUAGACCAACGGCUGGCUGAGCUGGUUCGAGCGCUAGCGUUAGCUGCUGCAGCAGCGAGGCACAAGGACGCACCGGGGGCAGCACUGGCUGACACAUUAAGAGAGAAAUUGGACGUGACUGAGCGAAACAUGGCUGACGUGGUCGUCAAGAAGCUGGCUGAGCUGGACGCGUCUAAGCACAUGAUGGAGCAGUACCGUCACUCCAUAGAAGCACUCAAAAAUCAGCUGGUCCAAUCCACUGAGGAGGACGACGUCGAAAUAAUCGAACAGGAGCUCUCAUCGUGCGAUGAAAGUGAACGGCGUUUACGCUACGAGGCGGUAGAGGGCGCCUUAUCGAGUUUAUCCACUCUGGGCAGUUGGUCGAGACUUCACCCCUUACAGUUGAAAUUAGAACGCCUCGCCUUCGCAUUGGCUGCGCCUCCGAGACCUGCUCACGCGCACUCCCCAGCUGCGUCCCCCCUCGCACCUCACCCCGCCGCUUGUACAUAA